ACAAGCAUACGAAAACAAAUACAUAAAGUUUUGUCGUUUUUAUGAAAAACAUUCAAGUAAUUUUUAUUUUUAUUUUAUUUCCAUAUUAGAUAAGGUCAUAAUAAACGGUCAAUGACCACGUAGUAAUAUUUUUAAAUUAAAUGUAGUGUGUGCUUCAUUGAAAUACCAAAAUUUUCAUUUGCCAAUUGGCAAAAUUUGAAAUUUGCAUAAUUAACAAAAAACAUAUUAAAAAAAAAUGAGUGGAAAUCUGCGAAAAGAGGUACUUAAAAUAUUUAAAAUAUUACAUAGGACACGAUUGAAUACGUUUCAAAACGAUGAUCACGCACUACAAGUUGUGAGAAAUAAGAUAAAUGACGAAUACAGAAAGAAUAUGAAUAUAGGAGAUGUUGAACAGAUUAAAAAGUUGAACGAAACUGCUUUAGCCGUGGAAAAAGAAGUCAGAACUAGAAUAAUACAAGCAGUUGAAAAAGAGCCAGGAAAAUACGAAGUUCGAAUAAAAAGUGAUAAUUUAGUUGACAAUACUGCAGUGCCCGAUCCAACAGCUUUUAGUUGCAAUUUAUCUACUAAAACUUGUAAUAGUCCUCCAGCAAAAAAAGAACUUUAAUAUCCAUCCAGUGGGAUUAUGUAAUAUUUCAAGUUACCUUAAGUGCACCGCAGACUUCGACAGCUUCGCAAUCUUCUACCACAACGACCCUGAAAUCUGAUGUUUGAAUGAUGUCCCUGAGUAGUGGUGCCAGACGUUUAUCUUUGCAAC
Molecule: messenger RNA, 754 nt
Organism: Leptopilina boulardi
Lineage: Eukaryota; Metazoa; Arthropoda; Insecta; Hymenoptera; Figitidae
Product: complex III assembly factor LYRM7
Exons: 6
Coding region: 236-604 (122 amino acids)
Biological process (GO): mitochondrial respiratory chain complex III assembly
Source: RefSeq, a predicted model, not a curated record